GUGUACGACGACCUGCCCGACUGAGGUUUCUUUGAUCCGCCGCGCCGGCAACACCUUCCGCCAUGGCGACGACAUUCUUUCGCAACCUCGUGCUGCGGCCAGCCCUCAGGCUACCACUGGCGGUGCCGACACCCGCCCCAUCAGGGCCGGCCAUCCGCGCCUUCUCCACGACGCCGGCCCAGAACGCGACGCUCAACCAGGUCCUGCGGGGCUGCCGAAAAGCGCAACGAGCCCGCCACGCCGUCUCACCGGCCCUUUCCGCCAUCGAAGCACCUGCCCUCAAGGGCGUGUGCGUCAAGGUGGGCAUCACGAAGCCCAAGAAGCCCAACUCGGGCGAGCGGAAGACGGCCCGUGUCCGGCUAUCCACCGGCAAGGUCAUCACGGCGUACAUCCCCGGCGAGGGCCACAACAUCCAGCAGCACAGCGUGGUGCUUGUGCGCGGCGGGCGGAGUCAGGAUUGUCCCGGUGUGCGGUAUCACUUGGUCAGGGGGGCGUUGGAUUUGGGAGGUGUUGGUAGCAGGAUGAGCAGCAGAAGUAAAUACGGGACGAAGAAGCCCAAGAAGGCGUCCGUUGGCUAAAAGGUGUAACAUACUUGGCCGGGGGUAGAAGUCUCUGGGAGAACUGGCCGCGGGAUCGAAGGUUAGUACAGCAGACGAGUAUCUCUGAUGUUUUCUCCGGCGAACCAAGAUCUUGUAUCAUAUACCUGUAUAAAAAUCGACACGUCUGAGU
Messenger RNA from Chaetomium strumarium, 729 nucleotides. RefSeq lists its product as uncharacterized. Gene Ontology annotation, cellular component: small ribosomal subunit; ribosome. The coding region runs from base 63 to 578 and encodes 171 amino acids. Gene Ontology annotation, biological process: translation. The record is from RefSeq and is a predicted model, not a curated record. Gene Ontology annotation, molecular function: structural constituent of ribosome. The transcript is spliced from 3 exons. Lineage: Eukaryota; Fungi; Ascomycota; Sordariomycetes; Sordariales; Chaetomiaceae.